Messenger RNA from Anneissia japonica, 1626 nucleotides. RefSeq lists its product as uncharacterized. The transcript has a single exon. The record is from RefSeq and is a predicted model, not a curated record. NCBI's taxonomy places the organism in Eukaryota, Metazoa, Echinodermata, Crinoidea, Comatulida, Comatulidae. The coding region runs from base 201 to 1544 and encodes 447 amino acids.
GUGAGAAGAAAUAGGCAUGGCCUGUGCUGAAAGUACACUUCCGGGUUAAUUUAUUGUUUACAUUACAGAUAAAAGCCGAGCACAGAGCGAUAAGUGAGAGCUUGAGCGGCCAAAAGCAACAUUUUAGCUGGGCGUUUUGAAACACUUGGUCGUUUUCAGCUGACUUUUUAAUGCUGAGUGCAGCAUAGGACUUUGGAAACAUGUUGCUAUCAGUCGAAAUAGUUUUUGGUGAACAGAAACUGAGAGAAUUCGCCCUGCACGAAGCUAAUCCCGUUUGCACUGUCUACGAGCUUUUUAAGUCUAUUGUCACUGGGCAAAAUUCGUCGGCAGAAACCUUUGUCUUACCGCCUGAACUAAGACAUUUACCCGUCGUCGCCGCCGUCGGAAACUCGAUGGAAGUUUCCGCUUUCCAAAAUUUGCCAUUACAUAGCUUGAUAGGUGAUGUGUCCGAAUUUGGCAAGUACUUUCGUUUUUCUGUCAAAGCUAUUUCGCAGUCCCCGCAGCCGUCAACUGUUGACAUUUUUGACUGUAUAAUAAAUGACUGCCAUAACAUGAAAGAUGUUCGGCGGGCGGCGGAACGGAGUCCGGCGUUUCGGGAAGCGAUUCAACACGUCUUAAACGAUGCAGGUAGGCGAGAAAAAAGACAUGAAAGAGAACACCCUUCUGUCCGCCUCCUGUCAAGUGCUUGUAGCACACCAAGGUUGCAGUAUGAGGUAGUGGAACCUACAAUGCCCACACCAAUACCGAUGCAACAAGAAGAGCCCAAGACCCCUCCAACAGCACCUCAAUCUACAGCAGAUAUUGACAUAGACCGUGAACGGGAUCGUGAGCGCGAAAUGCCAGUCGUCACUGCUGGCAAUGGAUCUGAGGACGGUGUACAGAGUAGUAACGGUGCAAUAAAUUUGAUAACUAUGAACCAUUAUAUUGAGGCAUACAAUAAUGCCAACUCUCCCCCUAAUAUGCCAAAGAUUGCUGUGCAUGGAAUGCCCUUUAACCCAUCCGCACAAACGUGUAAAACAGUACAGCGUGUUGUGAAAUGCGUAGAAUGUGGGAAACCUCGCUGCCUCUAUGCGCAAAAGAAAGUAACUGAUGAACAGAAAGUUCAACUGGAAGAAGCGCUGGAUGGAUUGCAGUAUACAUGUGGAUCAAGUCUGCAUGAUUUUGCAGAUGUGGACGAUGAUAAUCAUAUUUUUAGUCGAGUGUAUGUCAGAAAGAACUUAAUGUGCGAGGAUCCAGUUGAGGUUCCGUACUAUGUUAGUGGUCUCUUCCCUGAAGUUUGUCUUCACUGCGUUGCGACGGAGGACCUGGUUCAUGACGAAGGCGAGACUGAAUUGCAUCCUGUUUGUAGGAAGUGUUACACUGAUCCAAACAAAAAGAAAGUUCCGGUAAUGCGGUGGAAGCGCCGACGAUCUGGACAUGAAGAGCCGUACUUCAGCAUGAUGAUGCCCGGCAUCAACCCCAGUUUGGCACUAGGAUUUCGACCACCUCCCGAGUUUUUGACCGAGUUCAAGCAGAUACCAAUUGCCAUAUCGCAGAUGCAUUAAUAGGUGGGUGUGCCGGUAUGGUCUCAAACUUUGCCAUAUUACAGCAGCCAUUCCAAGGCAAAACAAUGCAACUUUAUCAACA